Messenger RNA from Rhizoctonia solani, 2094 nucleotides. RefSeq names its product glucosamine-fructose-6-phosphate aminotransferase (isomerizing). Gene Ontology annotation, biological process: UDP-N-acetylglucosamine metabolic process; fructose 6-phosphate metabolic process; protein N-linked glycosylation. Gene Ontology annotation, molecular function: L-glutamine:D-fructose-6-phosphate transaminase (isomerizing) activity; carbohydrate derivative binding. The record is from RefSeq and is a predicted model, not a curated record. The transcript is spliced from 9 exons. Lineage: Eukaryota; Fungi; Basidiomycota; Agaricomycetes; Cantharellales; Ceratobasidiaceae. The coding region runs from base 1 to 2094 and encodes 697 amino acids.
AUGUGUGGAAUCUUCGCAUACUGCAACUUCCUGGUGGAGAAGGAUCGCAAAUCCAUCUGUGAUAUCCUCACAUCGGGUCUUUCGCGUCUCGAAUACCGUGGCUACGAUAGUGCAGGUAUCGGCAUCGACGGCGACAAGCCUGGCGACGUCCUUCUCUACAAGGAGGUAGGCAAGGUCUCCGGUCUCAAGAAACUCAUCGCCGAGGGAUCUGCCGAUCCAACCAAGACCUUUGUCUCCCAAGCCUCCAUUGCCCACACCCGUUGGGCUACCCACGGUCAGCCCAGCACCCGCAACUGCCACCCCCUGCGCUCUGAUCCCAAACACGAGUUUAUCGUUGUUCACAACGGUAUCGUAACCAACUCUGGUGAACUCCGCCUUGUCUUGCAGAAGCGUGGGUUUGUAUUUGAGAGUGAAACCGAUACCGAGGCCGUCGCGGUUCUCUGCAAAUACAUAUGGGACUCUCAGCCUUCUCAAAGGAUCACUUUCACGUCUUUGGUCAAGGCCGUUCUGAAGGAACUGGAAGGCUCCUUCGCCUUUGUCUUCAAGUCUAUUCAUUUCCCUAACGAAAUCGUUACCGCUCGUCGCGGUUCUCCUUUACUCAUCGGAGUCAAGACCGAGAAGAAGCUCAAAGUUGAUUUCGUUGACGUCGAGUUCCCAAGCGUUGGCGAUACCGAGAAGGCAUUGGAUACACUCGCCCCACCCACUGAGAGUGGACUCUUGGCCCCGCCGGCAGCAGCCGGUGCUGGUGGUAAAAUCUUCCGGUCGCAAUCGCGUGCAUUCAUGUCCGAGGAUGGCAUGCCUCAGCCCAUUGAAUUCUUUAUUGCAUCUGACGCUAGUGCGGUGAUUGAACACACCAAACGUGUGCUAUAUCUCGAGGAUGAUGAUAUUGCGCACGUCGCGGAGGGCGAGCUACACAUUCACCGCCUGCGUAAAGAUGAUGGUCAGCUCUCGGCAGUCCGUGCUAUCGAGACACUGGAAAUCGAACUCGCAGAGAUCAUGAAGGGCAAAUUUGACCACUUCAUGCAAAAGGAAAUUUAUGAGCAGCCUGAAUCUGUCAUCAAUACUAUGCGUGGUCGUGUCAACUUUGAUACCCAGACGGUUACAUUGGGUGGUCUCCGUGCAUACCUCCCUCUCAUUCGCCGCGGGAGGCGUAUCGUUUUUUCCGCAUGCGGUACCAGUUACCACUCAUGCUUAGCUACUCGCGCGAUCUUCGAAGAACUGACCGAGAUUCCAGUCUCCGUCGAGCUCGCCUCUGACUUCCUUGACCGGAAAACGCCGAUCUUCCGUGACGAUGUGUGCGUUUUCGUAUCUCAAUCGGGUGAAACCGCAGACACGAUCUUGGCCAUGCGUUACUGUAUCGAGCGCGGUGCCCUUUGUGUGGGUGUUGUAAACACGGUCGGGUCAUCCAUCUCCCGCGAAUCCCACUGUGGUAUCCAUAUUAAUGCUGGUCCGGAAAUCGGUGUCGCGUCCACCAAGGCAUACACCUCGCAGUACAUUGCUCUCAUUAUGAUGGCCAUUGUUCUUUCCGAGGACCGUACUUCUAUGACCGAGCGUCGCAAGCAAAUUAUCGAUGGUCUCCACGAGUUGCCGGCUCAGAUCAAAGCCGUCCUUCAGGGGGACAAGAACUUCCAGCAGCUCGCUAGCGAGACCCUUCACGAUUCCCGCUCCUUGCUGAUCAUGGGUCGUGGGUUCCAAUAUGCAACGUGCUUAGAAGGUGCCUUGAAGAUCAAGGAAAUCAGCUACAUGCACUCUGAGGGCAUCCUUGCCGGAGAGCUCAAGCAUGGACCCCUUGCCCUUAUCGAUGAGAACAUGCCUGUUAUUAUCAUUAUGACUCGUGACGCGCUCUUCCCCAAAGUGCAGUCUGCACUUGCGCAGAUUACUGCUCGCAAGGGGCAGCCGAUCAUUAUUUGCAACGAGGGUGAUGAAAGCAUUCCUAAGAAUGCAAAGACAAUCCAAGUGCCAAAGACUGUCGAUUGCCUGCAGGGCUUGUUAAAUAUCAUCCCUCUGCAACUGCUCUCGUAUCACUUGGCUAUUCUUAACGGAUUCGAUGUCGACUUCCCAAGGAACUUGGCUAAGUCGGUGACCGUGGAGUAA